AUGGCUUCCGAACAAUUGCGCGUUCUCAUCGUCGGCAAUGGCGGCCGUGAGCACGCUUUCGCCUGGAAGCUGAGCGAGUCCCCGCUGGUCGACAUUAUCUACGUUGCUCCCGGAAACGGCGGUACUGGUCUGGGUGCCAACAGCAAGAUCACCAACGCCAAUGUCAAGGGUGAUGAUUACCCUGGCCUUGUGGCCUUUGCCCAGAAGAAUGGCGUGAACCUUGUGGUUCCUGGCCCCGAGGCCCCUCUGGUGGAUGGUAUCCAGGGCUACUUCCAGGCCGUCGGCAUCCGCUGCUUCGGUCCCUCCAAGGCCGCCGCUCGCAUGGAGGGCUCCAAGACCUUCUCCAAGGACUUCAUGCAGCGCCAUCAGAUCCCUACCGCUCAAUUUGGCAACUUCUCCGACUACGAGACCGCACGCCGCUACCUCGACUCCGUUUCCCACAAUGUCGUCAUCAAGGCCGACGGUCUGGCAGGUGGUAAGGGUGUGAUCAUCCCCGCGACCAAGGAGGAGGCCCACCAGGCUCUGAAGGAGAUGAUGCUGGACCACCAGUUCGGCAAGGCCGGUGACGAGGUUGUCAUUGAAGAAUACCUGGAGGGUGAUGAGCUGAGCAUCCUCACUUUCAGUGACGGCUACACCAUCCGCUCUCUUCCCCCAGCCCAGGACCACAAGCGCAUCUUCGAUGGUGACCAGGGUCCUAACACUGGUGGUAUGGGCUGCUACGCUCCUACUCGCAUUGCUCCCAAGGAGGUUGUCGAAGAGAUUGACCGUACCAUUAUCCAGCCUUCUGUUGACGGCAUGCGCAAGGACGGCUUCCCCUUCGUCGGUAUCCUAUUCACCGGUCUUAUGAUGACCAAAAACGGACCCAAGGUCCUCGAGUACAACGUCCGUGGUGGUGACCCCGAGACCCAGACCCUACUCCCUCUUCUGAGCAAGGACACCGAUCUGGCCCAGAUUAUGGUCGCCUGUGCUGAGCACUGGCUCGACGGAGUCUCGAUCAAGGUCGAGCCCAACUUCUCCACCACAGUCAUUGGCGUCGCCGGCGGCUAUCCCAAUGCCUACGCCAAGGGCAAGAAGAUCACUCUGGCCCCCGAGCCUGAGGGAACUCUCGUCUUCCACGCCGGUACCACCAUCUCCAACGGUGAGCUCCAAACCAACGGUGGCCGUGUGAUCGCCUCAACCGCCACAGCCUCCACACUCGAAGAGGCUGUCGCCAAGUCCUACGAAGGCAUCAAGACCAUCAGCUUUGAGGACAUGUUCUACCGCAAGGACAUUGCCCACCGGGCCUUCCGCCAAACCGCCAGCAACUCCCUCACCUACGCCGCCGCAGGCGUCUCGAUUGACGCCGGUAACGAGCUGGUCAACCGCAUCAAGGCUUCCGUCUCCCGCACCAAGCGCCCCGGAACCGACGCCGUCAUCGGCGGCUUCGGCGGUCUCUUCUCCCUCCCCGCCGCAAACUCCGCCUACCACCCUCUCUCGCCGACGCUGAUCGGCGCCAUCGACGGCGUCGGCACCAAGCUCAAGAUCGCUCACUCAGUCGGCAUCCACGACACAGUCGGCAUCGACCUCGUCGCCAUGAACGUCAACGACCUCGUCGUCCAAGGCGCCGAGCCCCUCUUCUUCCUGGACUGCUACUCCUGCGGCCACCUUGACGUCCCAACAGCAACAGCCUUUGUAACAGGCGUCGCUGAAGGCUGUGUCCAAGCCGGCUGCGCCCUAAUUGGCGGCGAAACAGCUGAAAUGCCAGGCCUCUUCGUCGACGACUCUUACGACGCAGUCGGAGCCGCUGUCGGCGCCAUCAACACCGUCGGCGACAACGCCCGCAAGAUCCUCCCUCACACCGACUCCAUGCGCUCAGGCGAUGUCCUCCUCGCCCUGGCCUCGUCAGGACCCCACUCGAACGGAUACUCGCUCGUGCGGAAGAUCGUCGACCGCGCCGGUCUCUCCUUCGGUGAUGCGGCCCCCUUCUCCAUGCCAGGUCUCGAGGACGGAGUUUCUCUCGGCCGUGCCCUGCUCACCCCUACCCGUAUCUACGUCAAGUCCAUCCUGGCCGCGCUGAACGCCCACGGCACCGCCAUCAAGGGUCUGGCCCAUAUCACCGGUGGUGGACUUACCGAGAACAUCCCCCGUAUGCUGCCUGCUACGCUUACCGCUGCUGUGGAUGUUGCUGCUUGGAAGCAACCUUCUGUUUUCCAGUGGUUGCAGCGUGCUGGUAAUGUCUCUUCUGAGGAGAUGGCUCGUGCCUUCAACUGUGGUGUUGGUAUGAUUAUUGCUGUUGAUCCUGCUGAGGAGGCUGCUAUUCGUGCUACCUUUGAGAAGGCCGGUGAGACUGUUUACCGGGUUGGUGAGCUGCGUGCUCGUGCUGAGGGUGAGGAGGGAACUGUCCUGUCUGGACUUGAGGCUUGGUCUGCUUAG
This is a messenger RNA of Penicillium antarcticum, 2412 nucleotides long. RefSeq names its product bifunctional aminoimidazole ribotide synthase/glycinamide ribotide synthase (gene ade1). Bases 1 to 2412 code for a protein of 803 amino acids. NCBI's taxonomy places the organism in Eukaryota, Fungi, Ascomycota, Eurotiomycetes, Eurotiales, Aspergillaceae. The record is from RefSeq and is a predicted model, not a curated record. Gene Ontology annotation, cellular component: cytosol. Gene Ontology annotation, molecular function: ATP binding; metal ion binding; phosphoribosylformylglycinamidine cyclo-ligase activity. Gene Ontology annotation, biological process: adenine biosynthetic process; 'de novo' IMP biosynthetic process. The transcript has 3 exons.